This is a messenger RNA of Pocillopora meandrina, 2323 nucleotides long. Lineage: Eukaryota; Metazoa; Cnidaria; Anthozoa; Scleractinia; Pocilloporidae. The record is from the annotation of a GenBank genome assembly.
CGGGCGUUAACAUGGUGGACGGUAGUGAAUACGACGAAUAGCGCUCCGACAAGUGGAUAUAAUCACAAAUUCGUACUACUUGAGACGAAAACCUCUAAGUUUUAAAAUGUCAUUUAAAAGAGUUGGCGAUGACCCCACUGCAUUAAGAGUACAAAAGGUGCGUAGACUCGUGAAAACGUUUUUCUUUAGUAAUCAAAUCCCUCUCGACACUAAUCUUUAAUUUGGGCCUAGUGAACAGUUUGCCAGGCCGAAACAUAGGCGAUAAUACGAAAAUUUCCAUUGAUUGUGAAUUGCAUGCUCUUACUCUGUCUUAGAGACAGCGAGUAUCCGAACUUUUGUUGGAAGAAAUUCCCGAAGACGAAGCCACACUCACGAAAAAUGGCAGGUAACAAUUAUCUUUUAACUUCCACUUGAUAAGCUUAGCUCUUGAGAAAACAUCUUCCUCAGUCCAACGGCUGAACUCAAAAUUUACCAUCUACGUAUAGCUGUACAUCUUCCUCGAUCUUUCUCGACCCACGACGUCGAGCUUUCGAAAUUCCUGAUCCCAGCGAGCAGGGCAUGCAGAACACUUGUAUGCAUUGAUACAAGUAUUAUUAGUCUGUUGGAAAUCUAUUUUAGACUCGUUUUGCUCUUUCUAGGUUUGCCUGUCUCGUUUGUAAACACUGCCCAGUUUUUGACACUGUUGCUGUACUGAAAAUUCACAGGCAAGGGAAGAAACAUUUCUCAUGUAAGUGUAAAAAUCAAAUCAAAUCAAAUUAAAUAGCAUGAGAUGAUAAAGAAUUUCAUGUUAACCAGAAUUUUUUUAGUUUAGUUUUGUUUAUAAUUUUUGUUUGUUUUUUCCCUUCAUUUGUUUGUUUGCUUUGUGUAUAACUGUGGUGUAUGUUCCACAAUCACAAAAAGUCUGUUGAUAAGGGGAGUUUAUUUAUAAUCAUCCUGAAUUUUACAUGUUUUUCAGGCAAACGUCUUUUUUCUCUUUCCUAAAGCUGUCAUUUUGUACUUUAUCUACCAAUCGCAGAUUAGUAACCUGUAAAUUUCUAAAGAAACUUAAGUGCUACAUCAGUGGGCGAGUAUAAAUUAGAACGUUUGGUGUUAUCAACUGAGUUGGUAAUGUAAAUUGGCCACUGUAAAGAGCUUCAAAGCUGAUGUUUUGAGUGUUAGCCUAUCUUCAGAGCAGAUGGUUGAAUUGUGGGUUGUGUGUGUGUGUUUAUAUGCAGAAAAUGGAGCUACUUUCUUGUAUUAUCCUAUUUUGUAUUUCUAAAAGAUUUAUUCAACUCCACAACAAUUAAUUUUGCUUCACUUCCCUUUAACUUCCAGAUGCCAAAAUAAGACUUGAGAAACUGAUAGAAGAUGCUGAAAUACGGCAAAAGAGAGAACACAUAAGAUACAUGGAGAAGGUUAUGGAUGAUGCCAAUGAAGAUGAAUCACCAUUGCUGAAGAUUACACAACAAAAAAAGGAGUUGGCCCUUCAAGGCUCAAAAAGCUCAAUAAAACAUGAAAGCAAAGAAAGGACAUCAAAACAGCUGCCUUUCUUUCAGCGCAGAAAGCCCAUUGACCUGGACAUCUGUAAUGACAAACCAGGUUAUAAACAUGUGCAGAGGACCGAAUCAAGCAAAAACUUGUCAAAUUCAGUGAAGGACUCGGAAAGCAAUCAUUUUGAGAAAACUGAACAAUCCAUGAAGCCAUCAAUUGAUACACCUGGCCCAAAAAGUCAGAAAAAGAUACCGUUAAGUCCUGGUGAGCUGGCUAGGAGGAAACACUUUUCUCGCCUCCGACAGGCUGGGUGGAUCAUGGGCUUGGAUGGGAAGUGGCAGAAAGAUGAAAAUGCAGAGUUUGAUUCUGAUGAAGACGAGCCACCCCCACCCCCACCAUCAUCAUAUGAUUUAACAUCCACAUAGUAGUAAAGAAAUUGUCAAGCUUGGAUAUAUCCCUCCCCCUGAAAAAAUGGAAAAUAUUAAGAUCUUGGUAGAUACAAUAUGGUGCUAGAGAACAUAUAAAGCUAGUGAGAACUCUAAUUGAAAGGUCUGAGGCUGUUAUUAAAAGACCAGAUGCACCAUUGUAAUUUUACACAUAUACAUUUUGUACACUUAAGUAGUAUUACAACACAGUUUACUAGUUCAUACAGGAGUCGAUAAAGAGAAAUGAAGCUCUGUAUUUAUAUUUUGUGCAUUACCUCCUUUCUCAGAGUUUGCCAGCUACCAGCGUCAGUUUACCAUGAAAGAAGAAAGAAAAUUUAAUAUUUCAUGCAUUAGGCCUUUCUCAGAGUUUUCCAUAUCUGUCUACCAGGGUAUUUGCUGCAGUGUUUUAAUUGGGCACCAUAUGCAGG